AUUUAACAUUUUGUUUUGCACAGAAAGUAGCAGAUAAAAACCAGCUUGAAAAGGAGAUAUAUAGAGGAAUGCAAACUAUGGAUACAAUUUUAUUUAUACAGAUGUUAUUUUAUUCAUCAUUUUUAUCCAAUGUAUAUUCAAACAGAACUUUUCCGAUUGGACACCCGAGAGCGUGUGACAUCGAGACAAAACCAUUUUAUGUUUUUGAGGUUCUACCAGGUCUAGGAUGGGACAAUCUCGUCAACAAAAACAGAGGAAUGGUUAUACAUUUUAACUAUUCCAAAUGUAAAACUACUGCGGACCAACGUUAUUUGAUUCCUGAUGGAAUUGUCACAAUACCGAUCAAAUCAAGCAGUAUGCAUGUGUUCUCAAAGACGUACGAUCAUUGGUCCGAUUACAAAACUGAUACUUCAUUUUCCAUCAAUCUAGAUGCAUCUGUGAAAGACGAAGGCACGAUUUCAGGCAGUUUUUCGACCGAGUUUGAACAUGUAAAAUCAAAACAGAUUGAGGACAAAUCGUUAACAACAAAAGUUCAAGCAAGAUAUGUAAGGUAUACAGCGGAAGUUUUAUCUGAUGCUCAACUAGAUCCCUCGUUUCGUUCACGUUUGCUUAAAAUAGCCAAUCAUAUACAACACAACCGCAAGUCGUCAGCACGCUACGAAAGCGAGUUACUCGUUCGAGAUUUUGGAACACAUGUUAUCACAACAAUUGACGCUGGGGCAUCUAUUGUCAAGGUUGACCAGGUAAAAUCUUCAAUAAAACAGGAGACAACAAUGAAUAAGCUCUCAAUUUCACUAGCCGCUAGCUAUUCUUUUCCAAUCCUUGAGGACUAUAAAGCAUCUUCAAAAAUUUCAAUUUCUGAUAACGAUAUUGAAAAGUACAUAACUCAUUUAACGGAUUCGAACAUCAGGACAUAUGGGGGACCGGCACUAAAUCCUGACAAUUUUACGUUUGGAAAAUGGGUCUCAGAAAUUGCUGACGAUUUAGUUGCAGUUGACAGAAAUGGGUUUCCAUUAGUUCAUUUCGUAACAACAACAACACUACCUGAAUUAUCCGAGUAUCUUGUUCACGAGUUAACACAAAGUAUCAGCACUGCAAUUUUGACGUAUUAUACACACAAUAAAUAUCCCGGAUGUACAAAGAUGGAUGCACCUAAUUUUAGUUAUAUUGCUAACGUUAACGAUGGCACAUGUCAUACUCCUUUAACAAACUUUAGCUUUGGGGGAGUUUUUCAGACAUGCGACCAAUAUGGGGAUCUUAUGGAUGAGAACCUUUGUGGACAGUUUGGAACAAAAAAUCCAAAAACACAAAGUUACAGCUGUCCAGUUGGAUACGAACAAAUACUUCUAUACACCAGCGAAACAUCCAAAUCUCAGCAACAGCAUACAUGUCAAACUUGUUAUCUAUUCUUUAGUUGCUGCAAAGACGAAUCAUACUUCGGUACAGCAAAUUUUACCACCUAUUGGUGUCAUGCUCCAAAAGAUUCAGCGGUAAGUCAGCAUAGCGGAUAUAUAUUCGGAGGACUAUAUUCUGAUACAACCAACAAUUUUGUUACACAAUCUCAAUCAUGUCCGCGAUUUUACCUACCACUGACAAUUACAUCUAACGUUCAUGUAUGUGUCAGUGAUGAUUACGAACUCGGGACAGCGUUCGCUGUUCCUUUCGGAGGAUUUUACAGUUGUUCCAACGGUAAUCCGAUGGCUUCAGUUAAUGCUUCGAAAUCUUGUCCGCACGGAUACAGCAGCCAUUUAGCAACCAUUGACAAUAACUGCGAAAUAAUGUAUUGUGUUUUCACAGGUUUUUUAUCUAAUUUAAAAUCUCCUCUCUUAAAAAUUCCUCCCUUUACAAAGAUUCCAGCAGAAAGCAUUAAACCUCUCGCUAACGCUAAUUAUAUUAUAUCGCAUAACGGACAGUCCUGGAUGCAUUUAAUUGAAUCUGCUACUACAAAUCAUGAACUAGAAGAAAACAAAUGGACGCCAUCACAAUCCGCUCAAAUGGAAAUAAGCAAUUUGAUCAUAAAAUUUAACAAUAAUCAAGUUAAAAUUCCUGCAGAAAAAAACAUUUCGAGAGCUACCGGCUUCGGACUGUCAGUGGGUUUUAUGACUACACUUUGUCUUACUGUUGGGAUUAUCGUCGUAAUAAAAUGAAAUCGCCAAAUAAGACUAACAAUAAAUGCAAGAAGAAGAAAAAAAAAUUCGAAAAUAAAGUCUUGAAUUAAAAUUGAAUGACAUAAAUCAAUAGUUUAAUUUUGGAUGUAAUACGUCUUCUGAUUGGCUGAAAGUUUUUUUAUAUAUCAGCUCGAUUUAAUCAAUUACAUACAAAAACAAAAAAUUAUAUAUAAAAACAAAAAAUCUUCAUGUGAUUGAUUAUUAAUCGAUUGCAUAUGUCAGUAAUCGUGCCCAUACCUUGUCAUAUAUUAUGAAAAUGACAAGGUGACAGGGAUAGUAAAAGAUUUAGCUAUCUGUGCAACUACGUUGCAAAAAAAGAUAUAUACGAAUUAAAUAAAAUAAUAUUAUUUUGCAAGAAUAAUAGUGCAGCAUGCUAAUCGGCCUUUAUCCACCUUUUUCCGAUCGAAGGUAGAUCUGGUGUACAUUAAUGCAAGCACAUGAAGCAGAUGUUAGGCAAUAAAUCCAGACUGAGAUUUGAGAUGAGGCUCAAUGUUCAAUGAAAUAUUGAAGUAAAAUUUAGAAUAUUGAAAUACUAUUUCUAUUCACAAAUAUUAACGCAUAAUUUGAAAACUUUCUCACUUACUGUCAUUACAAAAAAAUAAAUAUUUCAUUAUUGUGAUUACAGAAUUAAAAAAAAAGGUUAGUUUUCUGACAUACAGAAAUAUGUCAAGAAGAUUUCUUUUAUUUUUUCCUUGAUUCAUCAGUGGUCCCAGUGAUAUAUUAUAUAAGGUUAAUUAAAGAUUAGGAUAUUAUUAA
Mytilus californianus (California mussel) is the source of this 2924-nucleotide messenger RNA. Its product is annotated as macrophage-expressed gene 1 protein-like. Bases 69 to 2147 code for a protein of 692 amino acids. NCBI's taxonomy places the organism in Eukaryota, Metazoa, Mollusca, Bivalvia, Mytilida, Mytilidae. The record is from RefSeq and is a predicted model, not a curated record. The transcript is spliced from 2 exons.